CGCCCUUCCUCCGACCAGUUUUGGCGGUAAAUGGCGCUGGUGGAGGCCUCGCGGCUUCCCUCGAGCCUCGCGGGCAGCGAUGGAUCAAGUGGAAAGAAGCCUGUCCUUCAGCUGUCCUACUCCAAACAGGACUUGCACAAAGGCCUCCAGAGCGUUCCUGUCUUUAAUCACCCACAGCUCAGAGGCGGUUAAUUGCUAGACUUCCACUGUGGAGACCAAAGAUGGAGUUAAAAGAUCAUGGAUUGCUACAGGAAGUAUGCAGCUGUCACUUUGACCAUUUUGUCUGUAUUUCUGCAUCUUCUUCAUACUUUCCCAGAUGGAGAAUUUCUCAUGCAGGGUUGUCCAGAGUGCAAGCUAGGGGAGAACAGAUUCUUUUCAAAACCAGGAGCCCCCAUUUACCAGUGCACUGGAUGCUGUUUCUCCCGGGCCUAUCCCACUCCAAUGAGAUCCAAGAAGACCAUGCUUGUUCCAAAAAACAUUACAUCAGAAGCAACGUGCUGCGUAGCAAAGGCUUUCACCAAGAUUACCCUUAAGGACAAUGUGAAGAUAGAAAACCACACAGACUGUCACUGCAGUACCUGCUACUAUCAUAAAUCUUAA
Messenger RNA from Lagopus leucura (white-tailed ptarmigan), 600 nucleotides. It is a transcript of the gene CGA, whose product is annotated as glycoprotein hormones, alpha polypeptide. The record is from RefSeq and is a predicted model, not a curated record. NCBI's taxonomy places the organism in Eukaryota, Metazoa, Chordata, Aves, Galliformes, Phasianidae. Gene Ontology annotation, biological process: thyroid hormone generation; positive regulation of steroid biosynthetic process. The transcript is spliced from 5 exons. Bases 238 to 600 code for a protein of 120 amino acids. Gene Ontology annotation, molecular function: follicle-stimulating hormone activity. Gene Ontology annotation, cellular component: follicle-stimulating hormone complex; extracellular region.